AUGGGACCAGGCAGACCAGCCUCAGCCUGUGUUCAUCUAGCAUCUGAUGUGCAACUCGAUGGGAGGAGUAACCCCAGGAAACUUCAGACCCAGAACCAGCUGCAGUUUAAUAGGAAUGUUCCUACACAUUCAAGCAACUUGGCAACCCAAUACUCUUGCCCACAUGGAAUUAAAAUUGAGAAACUGAAGCACUCAUACAACGAGUCUUACCACUGUAGAGAUUUAGGUUUUAGAGAUGGUCCCGGCCUGAGCAGCUCUGUUUCAUUUUCUGUUAUAUCAGAAGAGAGACUUAGCUAUGCGGUUCAUCUGGCCAAAAGAGAUGUAAAACGAAGACAAUUUGAAGAACAUAGAAAAGAGCAUCACCUCAGAAGUCAACCCCGUGUCUUUCGGAACUGUGGACACUCUCAGUAUAAAACGUCUGACCUUGGGGUGGAAAGAGAGGAAUCAAGGAGUCGGGAUGCCUGUCAUGGCAGCCACCAGCCAUCCAAAGUAGAGAUUUCCAGCUCAGGCGCCAAGGUAUACCUGUACACAUCUCAUCCAGGACAGUCGGGUCUUCCUGUGCCAAAUUCUCCACCCACGCGCGAUCCAGGCCUUCAGCCACACUCUAGGAUAGAUGACCACAAAAGCCUAUGUGAACACAAAUGCCUGCUGGAAGUUCAGCGACUCCAGAAAGAAUUGAGCAGUUGUAUCCGUAAAAUUGAAGCAGUAGCUAAAAGAGAUCACGUGGAAGAAGCUUUGGACCCUGAUGAGGAGCGGAGGAUCCGGGUCAGGAGACAGGAGCAGGCGGUCCGCUCUGCCCGUACCCUCUAUGUCCUCCAGCAGCAGGUUAAAGAAAUCCAGGAAGAAUUGGAUAAAUUGAGUCCACAUAAGAUUAAACACACCAAGAAGUCAUGGGCAGUGUCCAGGCUGGCUGCUGCCCAUCGAGGAGCAAUUCGGGCCUUACAGACGUUUGUCGCUCAGUUCACUGCCGGAGGGGAGUACCCCAUUCCUACUUGGUGCAAGGAGCUGGGCAGUCUUAUCCGCCAGCUCUCUCUCUGUUCUGCCAAGCUGGAGGCCGAGUCUUCUGUCCCUGAUGUGGUGAUAGAUAUCUUGCAACAGAUCGAGGCUUUAGAAUCUCUCCUGGAAAAGAAACUGUCUCCAAAAAAGGCAAAGAAAUGUUUCAGUGAAAUGCGGAGCAGAUUUCCCGUUGGUAGCCAAAGGGCCUUAGAGAGAUGGCGAAACACAUCCCCAAAGAAUGAGAGGAAGCCCUUUGUAGCAAAGGAGAUAUUUCCACAGGAAACAAGACACCCUUCAGUGGCAAAGAAGCUCCUUGCUGAUAAGUAUCAACCGGAUACAGAGCUUCCAGUGACCCAGAGGCUGGAAAAUGAGCUUGAUGGAUUAGAGGUGGAUAUCCUUCAGGAAGAUGUUCCAUCUAUCCUCGACCAAAAUGCAGGCUUCAAAGAAGAGGCAUUAGCCCUGGCAAAAAUAAAAGCAGGGAGAAAGAAGCUUAUGACAGAGAAUGUGCCACCGUCUAGGAAGAAAGAUACUCUGGCACCAGCAAGACCACAGCAAGGACUCCGCAAAACCCAAAAAAGUAGACCAAUCCCCUCUUAUAGCAAAAGCCGGCUGCAAAGGACAACAGUCUCCUCCAGAUUAAAAGUGAACCAACAGCCUGUGAAAGACAGUAGGACUCCUUGGAUACCUCCAAACCCCACAUCCCCACCAGCAUCUCCUAAAUGUGCUGCCUGGCUCAAGGUGAAAUCCAGCCCAAAAGAUACCACCAAAGAACAAUCUCUCCAGCAGGAAGAUACGCAAGAGGACAGUCGGUUGAGAGGUGCCGUUGAACACGAAGCAGUGAGACUCGCUUGGCUGGAUGCUGAAACUUCCAAAAGAUUGAAGGAAUUAGAAGAAUUAAAAGCCGAACAAAUGGACAAAAUGCAAAAACAGAGGCUCCAUUGGCUUGAUGCUGAAACUUCCAGAAGAACAAAGGAAUUGAAUGAGCUGAAAACUGGAGAAAGGGACAGGUGUCAGAAACUGAGAUAUGUGUUUGCUUCUGAAGGUGUUUCCACCACCCAGUUAGCAGACAAGGUAGAGAAGGCAGUUCUGGAGCGUUUGAAGCCUCUCCUGGCCAAGGCCCAGAGAGUCAAUUCUUCUCUGGAAGUAGAUACUCAUUUGAAGGAUCGGCCAUCAGAAAUCACAAUGACAACCCAGCCUGCAGAGGAGGCUACAGCUGUUGAUGGUGAAUCCAGUAACAUUCAUCAGCUGGAUGGUUUUUUGGAAGAUACCACUCACGAGCAUUGGCCCAUGACUCACUCUAAGAUCUGGGAGUCUGAUGCCUUAGCCACCUUGGGGGACGGCAAGGACAGCCCGAACCUGGAGAUCAUGAUGCUCCGAAUGGAGGAAAUGGAAAAAUACCAGGAGACAGUUCGCCAAAGAUAUAAUAAAAUUGUAUAUACCGAUCCUCAUUUUUGGAUGCAAGAAGAAAAAAAUGACCAAAAAUUUCCAGCAGUAAGUGAAAGGCCUCUUUCUCCUCAUCCAAUCAGGAUCACAAAGACAACAGCUCGAAAAGACCCAGAUGUGAACAUCGUGUUAGAAGGGCCCUGCAAUGGCGCUUCCCUGGAUGAAAGUGUGGGAACAGAGGAGAGACCAGAGAAAAGAGAAGCUCCCCUUCUCUCCCUUUCAGAAGAUGCUCAACAGACAGAAGGCCGAGCUGCCCUCUUUGUCCCUCCAGCCAUGCGACAUAGCAUCGGUGACUACUGCCGCCAUUUCGAGCACUACCUGCAGGUGAUCGCGCACGAAGCCGUGGGCUCCUUCAACCCAUGGCUCAUAGCUGAAAGCUUCUCAGAAGAGCUGGUCGACGAAGCCCUGGGGGCUGUGGCUGCUGAACUGCAGGACAUGUGUGAAGAUUACGCAGAAGCCGUGUUCACCUCAGAAUUCUUGGAACCUGCUACGUGA
Messenger RNA from Rangifer tarandus platyrhynchus (Svalbard reindeer), 2934 nucleotides. The record is from the annotation of a GenBank genome assembly. NCBI's taxonomy places the organism in Eukaryota, Metazoa, Chordata, Mammalia, Artiodactyla, Cervidae.